CAUUUAUACAGAUCACAUGACAGCGUAACGGGGGAUAUAGUCUCCCUAGUCUAAGUCUUUUCCCUCCAUACAUCAUUUGUCUCCGAGAGAAGAUGAUAAAGAACCGAGCUUUCGGUGUGAAAGAUUGUCAUAGAGAUAAGUUUCAGAAAGAAAAAAGAUUGUCAUAGAGAGAGAGAGAGAGAGAGAGAAUAUGGAGGAGAGUAGUGGUCGGAAGAUCGGAGUGGCGGUGGAUUUUUCGGAGUGCAGCAAGAAAGCUCUGAACUGGGCCAUUGACAACGUCGUUCGCGAUGGCGAUCAUCUAAUCCUUAUCACCGUGGCUCACGACAUGCAUUACGAGGAAGGCGAGAUGCAGCUCUGGGAGACCGUUGGAUCACCUCUGAUUCCGCUGAGUGAAUUCUCUGAAGCUGCCGUGAUGAAGAAGUAUGCAGUGAAGCCAGAUGCUGAAACCCUUGACAUUGCCAACACUGCCGCUAGGAAGAAAUCUAUUACAGUAGUGAUGAAGAUAUAUUGGGGAGAUCCUCGUGAGAAGAUAUGUGAAGCUGUUGAACAUAUUCCUCUUUCAAGUCUUGUCAUCGGUAACCGAGGCCUUGGUGGCCUUAAAAGGAUGAUAAUGGGAAGUGUAAGCAACCAUGUUGUGAACAACGUGGCAUGCCCUGUGACCGUCGUCAAGGCUCACCACUGAUUUGCUUGGAGAACAUGAUAACCGUUUUAUAUUCUAAGAUUUGUGCUUUGUUAUGUCUGAAUUUGUAUUACUAACUAACUCUUGUGUGACUUGUAUGUUCUUUCUGCUGUGCAUCUUUACACUUCACUACCUAAUAAACACACACUGUUUUUUGAGUUUUG
Molecule: messenger RNA, 843 nt
Organism: Brassica oleracea var. oleracea
Lineage: Eukaryota; Viridiplantae; Streptophyta; Magnoliopsida; Brassicales; Brassicaceae
Product: universal stress protein YxiE-like
Exons: 4
Coding region: 191-682 (163 amino acids)
Source: RefSeq, a predicted model, not a curated record